This is a messenger RNA of Protobothrops mucrosquamatus (brown spotted pit viper), 3366 nucleotides long. RefSeq names its product family with sequence similarity 83 member H (gene SACK1H). The record is from RefSeq and is a predicted model, not a curated record. Bases 1 to 3366 code for a protein of 1121 amino acids. Gene Ontology annotation, biological process: intermediate filament cytoskeleton organization; protein localization to cytoskeleton; positive regulation of cell migration. Gene Ontology annotation, molecular function: keratin filament binding. Gene Ontology annotation, cellular component: keratin filament. Lineage: Eukaryota; Metazoa; Chordata; Lepidosauria; Squamata; Viperidae. The transcript has 4 exons.
AUGGCUCGCCGGUCACAGAGCUCCUCCCAAGGGGACAACCCUCUGGAUCCCAACUACCUGCCGCCCCACUACAAGGAGUACUACCGGCUGGCGCUGGACUUGCUGGCAGAGGAGGGCAAGGAGAGCUACCACCGGUUUCUGGCGGAGGAGGCGGCCCCGGAUUUCCUCUGCCCCUCGGAGGUCGAGCACAUCACGCAGCACCUGCAGAAGCCGCAAUGCACCUCUCAGGAGGGAGGCGGCAGCACGGACUCCAGCCCGCCGGACGCGGACACGGACGGUUCCUCAGGCACUUACUGGCCAAUGAACUCUGACCUGGCCGUUCCAGAGCUGGAUCUGGGCUGGCCAAUGGUCUUUGGGUUCCGGGGAACAGAGGUGACUACUUUGGUACAGCCCCCACCCCCGGAUAACCCCAGCAUCAAGGAGGAGGCACGCCGAAUGAUUCGGGCUGCACAGCAGGUGGUUGCUAUAGUAAUGGAUAUUUUCACCGAUGUGGACCUCUUGAGCGAGGUACUGGACGCGGCUGCACGCAGAGUUCCCGUCUACAUCCUCCUGGACGAGAUGCAUGCCCCGCUCUUCCUGGACAUGGCUGCCAAAUGCAGAGUGAACCUCAACUUUGUGGAAUUCCUACGUGUGCGGACAGUUUCUGGCCCCACCUACUACUGCCGCACGGGGAUGUCCUUCAAGGGCCAUGUGAAGGAGAAGUUCUUGCUGGUGGACUGCAUGGUGGUGCUGAGUGGCAGCUACAGCUUCAUGUGGUCGUUUGAGAAGAUCCACCGGAGCAUCGCUCAUAUCUUCCAGGGUGAGCUGGUGGCCAGCUUUGACGAGGAAUUCCGCAUUCUUUUCGCCCAGUCGGACCCGCUGGUUCCUCCGUCCAACGUUUUAGUGAGGACAGAAACUCCGGUGGGGCCCUACAGCAUGGCCCCCUUUGGCAACAACAUGCCCUUCUUUCCAAAGAAGCCGCACCUGCUUUUCCCCCGAGAGGACAACCUUUUCUCGCCUUUCACGGACCGGAUUGACCCGGACAGGUAUUUCCUGUCUUCUUUGAGAAGAGACGACAUGCUGCGUCACACCUUAGAGGGUUCGGCCAUGAGAAUGUACUCCAAAAAAAUGGAAAUGGAGAAUUGCCAGGUGGACCCUGUUCGGGGCUACCUCCGUUCCAAGCAGCUGGAGAUGGACUCAUUUAAAAGGCACAGCUUCGCGGAAGGCACCUUUGAGAACUUUCAGUCCACAAAGCAGUUUUCUAAGCAGUUGUUCAUGAACAAUUUGGAUGACUUUAAAAUUCAGUCCAGUCAUUUUCAAAAAGAUCAGUUUUAUCAGUAUCAGUUUGAACAUCCCCACGGGGCUCACAGGCCCCAGGGGCUUUUUGAAAGAAUUCGAGGAAGCAGACUGGGAUUCAAUGAACCAGAAGAUUAUGCAGAUGGAUUUAGGUGUCCAGAACUGGAAUCCAAUUUCCCACAGGAUGGGUACCCACUGCGGCUGGAUUAUGUGCCUUCCAAUUCUUCUAAAGAAGUGCGACACGGCUCUGACCACCUGAAUCCAGGAGGAAACGGUCUCCUCGGUCUUCCCUCGCUCAGAAGGCAGAACAUGGGGCAGAAGUUUAUGUGCCAGACGUCUCCCACGCAGAAGCAGAGCAUGGAGCAGAGGCUUUUCCUGCACGACCAGGGCCAGGAGGCAGAGCAAGACAAGAAGGUUCAGGAGAACAGGGCAGGGUUGCGCAACUGGAGAAUUUCCUCCUACCUCAGCGGGUAUCAGUCUGACCCGGGAGAGGAAGGCCUUCCGAUGAUGCCGGUCGAGUCGGAGAUGCAUAACGAGGUACUUAGCUCUCCAGAACCCUUUAGCAAGUAUCCCAGCGACCUCCUCCCCACUUUCAAACCUCCGCUUCCACUUCCAAAUGCCAAAGACAUUUCCAGAACGGAGAGAUUGCCAGAAGAAACCUCGGUGGUGAAACAGGAUCCCUUCAGGAGCAGAAUAAAUCCCUUGAUCCAGAGGAGUUCGCGACUGAGAUCUUCCCUUAUUUUUAGUGCUGCCAAAUUAGACCAGCCAAACUCAUCCGCUGAGAAAGUCCAAAUGGUACAAAAAGAGGAGACCUCCACCGAGGCAGUCAAGGGCACUGAAACCCUAAAAGCCACCACUGUCUCUAAAGUGGCCGAGCUGCUGGAAAAGUACAAGUCGGUGGGCAAAGACUCGCAAAGCCCCACCCUCAGUCACACCAAGGCUAUGUCUGCCUUUCUCCAGGAAGAAUCCCAGAAUGCAGAAAAAAAGUACACCAAGUCGGUGCAGUACAAGAUUCUGGAGAGCCGGGUGCGGGAGGACUCCAAAGACUCCUUCAGCCCCUACAAGCUGCACCCGGAGUCGGAGGAGCAAUUUAGGGGGUUUGCCUCGGCCACCGACAUGCUUAGUAAGGACCCCCUGGCCCACGGGAGCAAUAAAACAGAUAAGCUUGCUUCUCGAUUCUACCCAGUAGACCAAUCCAGCCUUCCAGGGAAGGAGAGCCUAAUAUUUGUGGGAGAAACUCAGAAACCUGCCAUACCAGAGAGGGAGGAAAACUUGUCUUUCAAAGGAGGAGACGGGUCUGAAGCUGAAGGCCAGAAGCCAGCACAAGCCCCAGUCAGCACCAUCUCCUCCAAGAACCAGGGCUCUGACAGCUCUCUCAGUAAGCCCGACGAAGAAAUUUGCAAGCAGGAACAGAGUCCAAGAGAGUUUUUUAGGAAAGGAUCUCUCAAGCUAAAGCAGUUGCUAAAUCCCAAAGCUGAGAAAAAAACAGACGAAGAAACAGGCCCGGAGAGCUGGAAGCCAGAUAAACUGAGCGCAGGAGCCCUCAAGCGAAUGUCCCGGAGUGAUUCUCAGGAGAUUAUAGAGGAGGAGAAAUCGCCCAAACUGGCCGCACCAGUGCCUGUCUACAAGGCGAACCCAGCGCCUCAGCCGCGACUGCCCUCCGCCACGGCCAACGUCCUGUACAGCAGCAACCUCCGGGACGACACAAAGGUCAUUCUGGAGCAAAUUUCGGCCAACAGCCAGAAGAACCGGGCAGAGUUGGCCAGGCAGCUCCCAGCGGCCAGCAAUCCUGAGCUGUCCAGGUCCGCCACAAGUUUAGACCGCAGAGGGGAAGAGAGGCACGCGGGGGUCAGCAGGUCAGAGAGCUUUGGGAGCCAUAAGCGGGGCCUGCAGAGGGAGCCUUCCGAGGACCGGGAUUCUCUUCUGAAGCGGAUGGAGAGCAUGAGGAAGGAGAAGCGAGUCUACAGCCGCUUCGAGGUUUUCUGCAAGAAGGAGGAACAAAGCGAGGAGGAAUGUGAGACAGACGCCAAAGACAAGAAGAUGGGGAAGUUCAUGCCAAAACUCCUGGGGUCCUUCAAAACCAAAAAAUGA